AUGGCAGGUUACCCACCGGGGUACGGCUAUGGAGCGCCCCAGCCCCAGCCAUACGGGUCGGCCUCCUACGGUGCGCCACCAACACAACCAUACGCCCCGGCCGCUCCUUACGGUGGGGCGCCAACCGAGAAGCCUCCCAAGGACAAGAACAAUGCGAUGGCAGCGGGAGGAGGAUACCCACCGGCAGUGGCGCCACCACCACCAUAUGCUAACCCGUUUACCGCUCUGAUGCCAUCGGCUUUCCCACAUGGGAUGGACCCAACCCUGGUGGCAUGCUUCCAGGCCGCUGACAACGACGGUAGUGGAUUCAUAGACGAUAAGGAGCUGCAGAGAGCACUCUCUACGUACAGCCAGAGCUUUAGCAUCAGAACCGUUCUUCUCCUCAUGUACUUCUUCCCCGGCACCAACACCUACAAGAUUGGGCCAAAGGAGUUCACUACAGUGUUUUAUAGCCUUCAGAACUGGAGGGCAACCUUCCAAAGGUUCGGCAGAGAUCAAAGCGGGAAGAUUGACUCCUCAGAGCUGCGAGAGGCGCUUCUCAGCCUUGGGUUUGCUGUUUCUUCGACGGUCUUGGAUUUGCUCGUCGCUAAGUUUGAUAGGAAAGGCGGUAAAAUGAAGGCGAUUGAAUACGACAAUUUCAUUGAGUGCUGCCUAACAGUUAAGGUACAGAUUAUUUUGUUGCCUUUCCUUAUUGCAUGA
Messenger RNA from Nelumbo nucifera (sacred lotus), 699 nucleotides. Its product is annotated as calcium-binding protein CBP-like. Lineage: Eukaryota; Viridiplantae; Streptophyta; Magnoliopsida; Proteales; Nelumbonaceae. Gene Ontology annotation, molecular function: calcium ion binding. The record is from RefSeq and is a predicted model, not a curated record.